This is a messenger RNA of Cheilinus undulatus (humphead wrasse), 523 nucleotides long. It is a transcript of the gene mrps21, whose product is annotated as mitochondrial ribosomal protein S21. The record is from RefSeq and is a predicted model, not a curated record. The coding region runs from base 39 to 302 and encodes 87 amino acids. NCBI's taxonomy places the organism in Eukaryota, Metazoa, Chordata, Actinopteri, Labriformes, Labridae. Gene Ontology annotation, molecular function: structural constituent of ribosome. The transcript is spliced from 2 exons. Gene Ontology annotation, biological process: translation. Gene Ontology annotation, cellular component: ribosome.
UUCCAGUCGGGCAUUUAUGAGCGGACACUGGCUUCACCAUGUCAAACCACCUUCGCUUCAUCGCUCGGACUGUCAUGGUCCAGGAAGGCAACGUUGAAGCGGCAUACAAGACUUUAAACAGGAUUCUCACUCAGGAUGGGAUAAUUGAAACAGUGAAACGCAAGCGCUACUUCGAGAAGCCCUGUCGGGAACGACAGAGGAAGAACUUUGAGAACUGCAGGCGGAUCUACCACAUGGAAAUGGGCAGAAAAAUUGCCUUUAUCUCAAGGACAAACAGAGAGGACCCCUGGCUUGGGAACUAGAGGAAUGGAGUGUGAAGAGAGAUGAGGACUUCAGUGGACUGGGUCCAGCAAGAGGAAGACACAUUCAAGAUCCGUGUGAAGUCAGUGUUUCAUCUAAAUGGACAUGGGGAAACUCUGGCAAAUGAGGAUUUCAUAUUUGCAUUUAUUGUAAUGUCAAGUUUUGACUGUUAUUGCAUUUUCACAUUAAAUUCGGCUUGAGACGAGCAGUGCUUAAACCAAGA